ACGUCAGUGCCGCGCGCCGCGGCGGCCACGAUGGCGGCGGCGGGCGGGCGCUGAGAGGCCCCAAUGGAGCCGGCGGCGCUCGGGCGGCUGCGGCGGCUCCUCCUCGCCGCGGCCCCGCCGCUGCCGCCGCCGGCGCCGCCCUCCCGCUCCGCGCACACCGGCGGCUCCGGGGCCCCGCGACCGCGCCGCGACCUCUACGAGGUGCUGGGCGUGCCGCGCACGGCCACGGCGGCGCAGAUCAAGACGGCGUACUACGAGCAGUCGUUCCGCUACCACCCCGACCGCAACGCCGGCAGCGCGGCCGCCGCCGCGCGCUUCGCCGCCGUCAGCGAGGCCUACCGGGUGCUGGGCAGCGCCGCGCUCCGCCGCAAGUACGACCGCGGGCUGCUCAGCGCCGAGGAGCUGCGCGAUGCCCCCCGGCCCGCGGGCCGCCCGCCCGGCGCCAGCGCCGCCCCGUCGCCGCCCCGCGCCCCCGCCGCCCGCACCGGGCCCAUCCCGCCGCCCUUCAACUUCGACGCCUUCUACCGAGCGCACUACGGGGAGCAGCUGGAGCGGGAGCAGCUGCUGCGGGCGCGGCGGGAGCAGCUGCGCCUCCGCCGGGAGGAGGCCGCGGAGCAGGGGCGCCUCAGGGCUCUCUCCAACCUGUCCCUGGGGCUCAUCUUUCUCAUGGGUGUUGCCAUCAUCUACGGCCUCAAGUGACAGCGGGGCGCCCCAGCUCCCCGGUCUCACCAGGGGGCUUGGCAGAGGGCUGGGGGUGCCCCCUGCACCUACAGUUGGCAAACACCGUGUGUCUGCUGUCGGGCUGUGACAUUUCACUCUGCCGAUGUGACCUCUAGGGACGAUACAUGACCAGCGGACUCCGUGGGCUGUGACCUGGCUCCUCUGCCAGUGUGACCUUCAGAUACAGAGUGCCCCUGGCCGGCACAGGAUGUGGCAUUGGUGUGACCUCUGGAUACCCUCUGUGGGCUCUGCUCCACAGCCUGUGCUGUGUCACCAGCGUGACCUUGCAGAGGUGGUACGAGAGCCCCACGGGCUCUGAUGUGCCCCCUCAGCUGAUACCACCUGCAGACACAGGGCCUGCCAGGUAAACAUGGCUCCUAGACGUUGGACUGGGGCGUGUCCCCUCCUUUGGCACAACUGUGUGACCUUGGUGUGCCCCAGGUGCCUGUUGUGAGCUGCAGCAGAGAUUAAAGGCUGUCAGAGGUGGUGUGUGCUGUGUGUGUUCAGGGCUGCGCUCACCCGUGCUCACGUGUGGCUCUGCAGUUUCUGCUAAUCCCAGACCUGCCACCUCUGUGCUGUCACACCUGCUGGUACUACACCUCUGUGGGAUUUUAGGAAUGUUGAUAUCCAAACUGCAUCACUGCCCUUGUCUGACCCUGCUCAGGGUGGUGAGUACAGAAGUGUUGGCUUCAGACUUGGCCUGGAAGGAUGAAACCUGGGUCUCUGGUGGCUCACGUCCUGCUCAGUGUGUGACAUUGUUUGGAAGUGCUCCCCAAAACACUUCCAUGUCUGAAGUUCUCUGUCCUGUCUAGGGCCUGCCAGGAACUUUGCACAAGCCCCUCCCUCUGAGGCCUUUGGGAGGGGUGCAGCUGGGAGCACCAAGUGCCAUUAGCUGUUAUACACAUAUCUGAGCAUCAUUUGCACAUGAGAGUACUUGCCUAUUUAAAUAUUGAAGUGUUUUAAGAACUGAAGAUCUCUCAGAAGCUUCUCUCUCUCCUUGUUGUGAUGGUUUCACCUGUGCUGUGCUGCUGCUGCCUGGAGGGAGAGAAGCUUCACAGCAGUGACCUGAGUGUGCCAAAGACUUUGUGUGGGGUGUGCAGGAGCCCAGCCCUCGUUAUCUUAUAACCCAGAGCCUGGGUCAUGUUUUGUCCCAGCACAAGAAUGUUAAAAGGAAAUUCCCUGUGUUUUCCACUGUGGAUUUCUGUGAUCCUGAUCAGAGCCUGAGGCGGUGGCACAGCAGGAAACACCAUGUCCUGCUGUCUAGGAUUGCUCUCUGCCUGUUCUGGAGCGUCUUGUGCCACUUCCAGCCGCAGACUCCAGAGGUUGCUGCGUGCUUGGAAUAAAUUCAGCCCAGGGGCAGAGAGAGCUUUCCAGGGUCCUCUCGUGGUUGUCAAUCCAUCCCUCUGUGUGGCAUUACAGUACUGAAGCAUCAGUGUGGGAAAAGCAGGAGCCCAACGUUCAUGAGUUACAGAGGGAAAGUCUCCAGAGUUGUGGCUCUGGCACAUGCUGAUGUGUUUUCAUGCUCAUUGUCGUGCUGUAAACCAAAUCACUGGAAAGAUCAGAGGUGGCUCUUCUGACAAAGUUUGUCAGAAAACAUUCUUUUCCAGGCUGGAAAAGCUGGAGGUGUCCAUGGGAAGCAGUGGGCACUAGGGAGCACCUCUCUAGCUCCUACCCAAACAGGUGGUUUGAGCAGUUCCUACUACUGGUUCUUCCUCAGGUCACCGUGAUGUAUCUUGAACAUUAAAGACAUCCAGCCAUAA
Molecule: messenger RNA, 2480 nt
Organism: Neopelma chrysocephalum (saffron-crested tyrant-manakin)
Lineage: Eukaryota; Metazoa; Chordata; Aves; Passeriformes; Pipridae
Gene: DNAJC30
Product: DnaJ heat shock protein family (Hsp40) member C30
Exons: 1
Coding region: 64-699 (211 amino acids)
Source: RefSeq, a predicted model, not a curated record